CGAAAACAACUUCCACCCCAGUUUCCUCAACCGAUGUCGUCAGUGACAUCAAAGCAUUUAUACCCAGGAUACGUAUAUUCGUGAUCUAAAAUAAAAUCCUGGAAAUCAAAUGGGCGGGAUUUAUGAAAAUUGAAGCACCUUGACCUAAUUAGCUAUAGUUAAAGCCCCAAAUCAGAUUGAAGAAAAUGGAUAAUGAAGCUGACAGAUUUAGUAAUCUACCAGAAGCUCUUAUUCAUCAUAUUCUUUCUUUCCUCGACAUGAAAUGUGUUGUCCAAACAAGCAUUUUGUCUAGGAGAUGGAGGUAUGUAUGGACUACUGUCUCUACUCUUGUCUUCAGCGUCAAUGCGUUUGUCAGUCCUGGAACUGUACUACAGAUGAAUAAGUUUACAAGGUUUAUAGACAAGGUACUCUUACUAAGAGGCAUAUCUGACAUAAAGAAGUUUCAUCUUCGGUGGGUAGACAACUUGUUCGAUACAUGUACAGUAAGAGAACUUCUGAAAGAGCAUCUAAAUACAUGGAUACUUGUUUCUCUAAGUCGUAGUGUUCAAGAAUUACUGAUACAGAUUGAUACUGCUGCUAAUUAUCAUUACCUGGAAAUUAGGUUUCCACAUUGCCUCUUCAAUUCUCAGUCGUUAAGGAAGUUGGUGUUAGAUUUGACUGGUGAGGUACAAUCAUGUGUUCUUCUUCCUAACUCGAUUGAUUUACCUAGGCUCAAAUUUUUGUCGCUUAGUUCAUUUUAUACUCAAGAUGUGAAUUCGAUUAAUAAGCUUAUCUCAAGCUGUCCAGUUCUUGAAUCGCUCGUCUUAAGAGAGAUUUGGAUAGAAAGCGGCAAUGACAUGAGUAUCAGUAUUGAGUCUCCUGAACUGAAACACUUAGAAAUUGUAAGUGAGAGUGAGUUACAUGAGCCCGAGUAUCAAACGGCCAAAACUAUCAGGUUAUCUACUCCAAAGCUUAUAUCAUUCGUUUGUAGUGCUUACAUGGUGCAAGAAUACUGUCUAGAGAACCUCUCUUCUCUAGUCACUGCUACUAUUCAAAUGACACUAGAAGGCAGCUUGCAUUUAGAGGGAGUUGAUUUGGAGCUUUCUGUGAAAGAGAAAAAUAGAGCAUAUCCUAAGCGUAUGAGGGAAUUCUUGAAAGGACUUCAUAAUGUGGAAGAACUAACUGUUCCAUCGCCCGAUUUUGUUCAGGUUCUCGGAGGAUCUCCCAGCUUGAUAGAGGUCCAACCCUCUCCUCAGUUCUAUAAUCUACGACGUUUGAAGUUGGAAACAUCGUUUACAAGAUGCUGCUUGCGUGCAACGAUAUACUUACUCAAAACAUCUCCUUCUGUAGAAUAUCUGUUUCUUGCAAGAUACGAGUCGGGCUUACUCGAUAUUGAUGCUGAUGGUGAAUUGGGAUUGGCAUUGUCAUGUCUAAUGUUUCACCUUAAGCAUGUUGAGAUCAGAAAUGUCCAAGGCUGUGAGAAUGAACUUAAGUUUCUGGAGUUUUUGCUGAAGAAUGCUGUAGUUUUGGAAAACAUGGUUAUGUCUUUUGAUACAACAAGCUCACGAGAUACAACUACCUCAGCUGAUAGACGGAAGCUAAUGAAGACAUAUAAGGAGAGGCUAAGAACACUUCCUAGAGCUUCGCUAAGUCUGACAACAAUCUUCCUUUAAUUUUAUUAGAUACCAGUUCAAUUGAUGAUGUUCUUGUUCUUCUUUAAUACAGAACCUGUAUUUUUGUAUAUCCCUUUUAUCGCGGAGUUGCUUUCAUGACUAUUUACAUGAGGUUAUUUUAAAUUAUAACUAUCUUUUAGAUACAAGUUCUUCAAAUCUACCUGAGAUCUAAUGCAGUUGUUCUUCUUUGUAGAUAGUAUAUAUAAGAGUUGUCAGAAGUACCAUGUUCCGUCUUUUCCUGCUUACAGUACAGUAUUCGAAAUAGAUAAAGUCCAGUUAGAAGUGGAAGACUACUGAUGGACGGAAAGUCUACCUGCUUGGACCUGUUGAAGACCACGCCAUGAACUGAAAAGCAAGCAUUUCCGGCCAUACCCCCAAGUGCAAAGAACACUGCACAGGAAAAAUAACUGCCAACAUUACUAGGAGGAUGCUUUUACUAUUUCCACCCCAGCUUUUCUCAGAACAUGGACACGUGUACCUUGCCCAUUUUCACUUGCAUAAUUUGGGUCAACAUUCCACUAACACAUAAAAGUCAACGACCACCAAGAUGGCAGUAACUUGUCUGAUCACUAACUUAUCUGUUCUCUGAUCAAUUGCGAGUAGUGAUUUGUUUUGUACAGAGAGAGAGAUGGUAGGAUCACAGUGUUGUGAGAAUCCACCAGGUUUUAGUUUAAGUUCAGGAAUUGGAUGUGUUGAAGAUAUUGGAGGUCUUGAAAGCUAUACUACAGGUUCUUUGAGUUCAAAGCUUGGAAUUCUUCUUGUUUCUGAUGUUUUUGGAUUUGAAGCACCUAACUUAAGGAAGCUGGCAGAGAAAGUAGCAGCCGCUGGAUACUAUGUUGUGGUUCCUUAUUUCUUACAUGGGGAUCCUUUUACUCCUGGACAAUCUCUGAUGACAUGGUAUAUGUCUCAUCUAGCAGAGAAUGCAGCUGAAGAAGCUAGACCGGUAAUGGAAGCUCUAAGAAGCAAGGGCAUUUCUGCAAUUGGAGCCGCAGGGAUCUGCUGGGGUGCAAAGGUACUCGUGGAACUAUCGAAGUUAGAUGAUCUUAAAGCUAUAGUGAUGCUCCAUCCUUCACUCGUUACUGUCGAUGAUAUUGAGGAAAUCAAGGUACCUGUUUCAAUACUGGGAGCUGAAAGCGACCAUAUUUCUCCACCGGAACUCGUGAAAGAAUUUGAAGAAGUUUUAUCAACUAAAGCUGAGGUGGAUAGCUUUGUGAAGAUAUUUAAUGGGGUUAGACACGGAUGGACUGUGAGAUACAACAUCAAAAAUGAAGAAGCUGUGAAGCGUGCAGAGGAAGCUCAUAAUGACAUGUUAGAGUGGUUCUUUAAGCAUGUGAGGAGUUCUUGUGUUUGCCGUAAAAGUGCUUUAUAGCUACUAUUGUAAGUCAGGGUUGAUAAUGGUGGUAUUAGGCCAGACCAGAGUGUACAUGCUUAAGGUCUUAUAGGGCCAUUGCAUGCCAAAAGGUAAAUAAAAACAGAUUGUUCUUCCAGAUCAAAUUCUUCUUUUUAAGCACUCAGAGCUGUUUCCAUUUUUAAAUGCUACGUGGAGGUAGCUCUCUGUACAAGAUAUAAAUGGCUAGCUGAAACCCGACCUGUGUGAGUGCAUGCUGACUUUUUGAGUACUGGUGCCUCUUUCAAAGAUGCAGGUUCUAGCACCCCUAUUUCUGUCCUCGCACAUAAGCUACUAGGUCUGCACAAUGCGAGAUAUCUUAUGUUGAAGAUGUGUUGUAAUUAAUGGUCUCAACUUUGUUUUGCAGGAUUUGAAGCACCUAACUUGAGGUAUAUAUACAAGUAAAAUUGGAUUUCUAUUAUUCUUGAAUGCUGCUUUACUUGGCAUUCAACUCUUAGAAGCCUUGGUACUUUUUGAUAAUAUUAAAAUUUGAAACCUCUAGUGAUAUGUACACGUUUUCUAAUAUCAGGAAGCUGGCAGACAAAGUAGCACCCGCUGGAUGUAAAUGAUAACAUGCUUUCUAAUAUCAAGCUUUUUCCCAGUUUUUAAAUGCUAUAUGGCGGUAGCUCUCUGUACUAGGUCUGCACUACGUGGCUGACUGGCUACAAUAGCUUAACUGAAUAUGAAUAGUCAUAACAAAAUUUUCUUCACUAAAAAAUUUAAGAUUUGGACUGCAGAUAACAUUAAGAAAGUAAUCUAGAUUAUCUAGGUUCCUCAACCUAUGUCAUCAGUGGCGUCAGAAGAUUUAUAAUAUAUAGAGUUUUUGGUCAACAUUCCACUACAAAGAACCCAACAACCAAUUUCUGUCACCAUCUCUUUUCUGUUCAUUUUUGAAGCAUUAAAAUAGUGUAAGAGAGUAGGGAUUUGCAUUAUUGAGAGAAGAAUGGCAGGACUUCAGUGUUGUCAGAACCCACCAGAUAUUAGUUUAAGUUCAGGAAGUGGAUGUGUUGAAGAAAUUGGAGGUCUACAAAGCUAUGUUUCUGGUUCUUUGGAAUCAAAGCUUGGAAUUCUUCUUGUUUCUGAUGUUUUUGGUACCCAUUUUGAUUCUUGACUGUUAAAAUCUCUAGUUACUACUCAUACUGCAAGUUAUCUCAUGACUUUUUGGUAAUGACCCAUUUUGAUUCCAACUUUCUGUUGCAGGAUUAAGUGUGUGAAGACUCCAAAUGUUUUCAAGAGUUUUUUGAAUAGUUGUUUAACUUCUGACUUGAUCGCCAAUAGAAUUUUAUAGAGCACUUGUUUAUACACUGACGUUCUAAUUAAUCCAUUUCAUUUAUGUUUGUGAUCAAUAUCUGACAUCCUUCAUGUUCUAUGCAAAAGGAAUUUAGCUGACAAAGUUGCAGCAGCUGGAUUUUAUGUUGUAGUUCCUGAUUUCUUUUAUGGGGAUCCUUACACUCCUGACAAGGAUUUACUAGUCUGGUUUCAAUCUCAUGGAACGGAUAUGGGAACUGAAGAGGCUAAACCAGUUAUUGAAGCUCUAAAAGUUUAAGGAAUUUCUGCCGUUGGAGCUGCAGGGAUGUGCUGGGGCGGGAAAGUAGUUGGUGAACUAGCAAAGUCUGGUGAUCUCAAAGCUAUAGUGAUGAUGCAUCCUUCACUCGUUACAGUCGAUGAUAUCAAGGAGAUCAAGGUACCCAUCUCCAUAUUGGGAGCUGAAGUCGACCAACUGUCUUCACCAGAACUUGUGAAGCAAUUUGAACAAGUUUUACAAACCAAAUCUGAUCAGGUGCCUAGCUUUGUGAAGAUUUUUAACGGGGUGGAACAUGGGUGGACUGUAAGAUACGAAAUCGAAAACAAAGAAGCUGUAGAGCAUGCUGAAGAAGCCCAUGCUAACAUGUUGGAGUUGUUCUCUAAAUAUGUCAAGUAAGAGUUACGCGAUGAACGUAAACACCAAUAUAAGUGUGCCAGACUAAAAUUAUCAUCCUAUCCGUAAUAAAACUCAUGUUUCACGUCAUUUUUUAUAGAGCUGGCAAUUUCUGACCCUCCAUGGAGGUAGCUUUCUGUAAAAGAUGUUAAAUGGCUGAAACCCGAUCUGCGGUGCAUACCGUUAUUUUGAAUAUUGGUGGCUCUUUGAGUUUUAUGAACAUGCAGUAGUCCUGUUGCCCCAUAACUAAAAUAUUCUUUACUCAAAAAAAAAAAAAA
Molecule: messenger RNA, 5235 nt
Organism: Papaver somniferum (opium poppy)
Lineage: Eukaryota; Viridiplantae; Streptophyta; Magnoliopsida; Ranunculales; Papaveraceae
Product: endo-1,3;1,4-beta-D-glucanase-like
Exons: 14
Coding region: 2281-3021 (246 amino acids)
Molecular function (GO): protein binding; hydrolase activity
Source: RefSeq, a predicted model, not a curated record